AGAUCCGGUUACUUUUCGCUGAGAUCCGUCUAACCGUGUAUACAAUUUGGUAAAAACAUGUCAAAAACAGAUGAUUCUGCCAUAUGGGAUGACGGCCAGGAAUCUUUAGGUGAAGAAAUUUUAAAUUGGUCUAAUGAUGAUAUCAUAAGCAGAACAAAAUUACUCGAUAAUGAAAUACGGAUAAUGAAAUCCGAAUUGAUGCGUAUUAAUCAUGAAUUAGCAGCGCAAAAAGAUAAAAUAAAGGAAAACAAAGAAAAGAUAAAAGUUAACAAAACUCUUCCUUAUUUAGUAUCGAACGUUAUCGAAUUGCUUGAUGUUGAUCCUCAAGAUUCAGCUGAAGAAGGAGCAAACAUCGACCUUGACUCUCAAAGGAAAGGAAAAUGUGCUGUUAUUAAAACUUCAACAAGACAAACUUACUUUUUACCUGUCAUUGGCCUCGUGGAACCAGAGAGUCUUCAUCCUGGCGAUUUAGUAGGAGUUAAUAAAGAUUCAUAUCUAAUUCUCGAAACUCUACCACAAGAAUAUGAUUCCCGCGUAAAAGCUAUGGAAGUUGACGAAAGACCAACCGAACAGUAUGGUGACAUUGGUGGUCUUGACAAGCAAAUUCAAGAACUUAUCGAGGCAGUCGUUUUACCGAUGACCCAUAAGGAGCGUUUCGAAACCUUGGGAAUACAACCGCCGAAAGGAGUACUUUUAUAUGGUCCACCAGGGACCGGAAAGACUCUUCUAGCAAGAGCAUGUGCUGCUCAAACCAAAUCUACGUUUCUGAAACUCGCUGGACCGCAACUUGUUCAGAUGUUUAUAGGUGAUGGUGCCAAGCUGGUUCGCGACGCAUUCGCCUUAGCUAAAGAAAAAGAACCCGCUAUUAUUUUUAUCGAUGAAUUGGACGCUAUUGGUACAAAACGUUUUGAUAGCGAAAAGGCUGGAGAUAGGGAAGUACAAAGAACAAUGUUGGAACUAUUGAACCAACUGGACGGUUUUCAACCUAACCAAAAGAUCAAAGUCAUUGCCGCUACCAAUAGAGUAGAUAUUCUAGAUCCGGCUCUUUUAAGAUCUGGAAGAUUGGAUCGUAAAAUUGAAUUUCCCGUACCGAAUGAAGAAGCCAGAGCUAGAAUAAUGCAAAUUCACUCGCGAAAGAUGAAUGUCAACAAAGAUGUUAAUUUUGAGGAAUUGGCAAGGUGUACAGACGACUUCAAUGGCGCUCAAUGUAAAGCCGUUUGUAUUGAAGCGGGAAUGAUUGCUUUGAGGAGAGGAGCGGUAGAACUAUCGCAUGAAGACUAUAUGGAUGCAAUUCUCGAAGUUCAAGCGAAGAAGAAAGCCAACCUGAACUAUUACGCCUAA
Messenger RNA from Dimorphilus gyrociliatus, 1341 nucleotides. NCBI's taxonomy places the organism in Eukaryota, Metazoa, Annelida, Polychaeta, Dinophilidae. The record is from the annotation of a GenBank genome assembly.